AUGAUGAAGACAAUCAACAGUGGUGCUUCUAUACCAAUAGCAUUUCGUAGCUGGGAUUGUCAUAUUAAUCCACAACUAAAUAUAGGUGUUAAUCAUAUAUGGAAUGUUAAAUUAGCUUCAAAUAGAGAACGUCCUCGUUUUGUAUUGAUUGCUUUUCAACAUGAAGACAAAUUCAUUCAUUGUGAUUUAACUAAUUUAAAAGUACAUUUAAAUUCUGAAUCGUAUCCAUAUGAUGAUCUAAAUAUUAAAUUUAAGAAUGAGCGUUUUGCGAUUCUAUAUGAUAUGUAUGCUAGAUUUCAGGAAAAUUAUUAUUAUAUGAGAGAUGCCAAACCACUACUCACUUCUCAAGAGUUUAAAAAUAAAGCUCCGAUAAUUGUAAUAGAUGUACAACAUCAAAACGAAUCAGUUAGCAGUGGACCAAUCGAUAUAAAAAUCGAAUUUGAAACAGAUACUAAUAUUCCCGAAAAGACAUCAGCUUAUUGUAUUCUUAUUCACGAUCGCAUAAUUGAAUAUAAUCCAUUAAGAGGACAAGUUAUAAAAGUCUUAUAA
This is a messenger RNA of Calliphora vicina (urban bluebottle blowfly), 549 nucleotides long. RefSeq lists its product as uncharacterized. NCBI's taxonomy places the organism in Eukaryota, Metazoa, Arthropoda, Insecta, Diptera, Calliphoridae. The transcript has a single exon. The coding region runs from base 1 to 549 and encodes 182 amino acids. The record is from RefSeq and is a predicted model, not a curated record.